Molecule: messenger RNA, 639 nt
Organism: Prorocentrum cordatum
Lineage: Eukaryota; Dinophyceae; Prorocentrales; Prorocentraceae
Source: the annotation of a GenBank genome assembly
AUGGCGUCGGUCGGGCUGCAGUGCAAGACGCAGUGCCAGGGCGAGUUCCCGGCUGACGACGGUGCGAUGAUGUGCGGGCGCAACCCUGGCGUGCUCGCAGAGGCUGUCAUGAACAUGGUCAUCGGCGUCGCCACUGGCGCCAUCAAUUCUGGCCUGCUCAUCGCUUCGAUGGCGAAGGACGGGGUUGAUACGGACUCUCUCGUCAACACCAUCCAGGCUUUCGUGAACAUGGGCAAGCCUUUCGCGUACCAGACCUGUCCGCUGCCGGGAUCAGCGCUCGCCGUCGGGCUGUCUCCCCUGCCAAUCCCGUACGCUGCAGAGUUCACUGCCCCCGCCGUAGCGGCCGCGACGGUCCAGAAGACGUGGGAGACCGCGCCGCCGCGCGCCGCGCCCGGCCUCGGGCACGAGAGGUCCGGGGACCUCACUACUGGGAAGCCCGUCGACGUCGAGGAGGAGAUUCAAGCGCUCGUGUCGAAGGCAAGGAGCCGCCUGGACAGCGUGAAGGCAAUGAUGGAGGAAAACCAGGCGCGGUUGAAGAGCUGUGGAAAGGGCUUCAAGGAGCUGAAGAGGCAGCAGCACCACGCCGCCCGGGAGCAGCAGAGUGCCAUCGGGGCGCUGCAGAGCGGCCUGCAGAGCUGA